AUGAGUAGUUCGCUGCACAACAAUCUGCGAGAAGUUUUUGGUUGCGAUGCUAUAGAUUCUUGUUUUUGUAAAGAAUUAUUUUUCGAACAAGUCGUAUAUUUCUUACAAACUUCAAACUUAACAUCACAACUCGCUACGCUGGUGGAAGAAUGUAAUCGUUUGGUGAGUAUUUCUACUAUCAAUCUUUAUCAUACUCUUGAUGAUGAUAAUGAUCUUCUGAGGUUACUGUGUUUGUUCAUAAAAUUGAUUGGUAAUUUAAAUGACGAGUUGAAUGCAUAUCUUGGAUCUAUCCUCGACUCAAGAUUGGAGUCAAUAAUGAAUGACAAUAGAAUAAUGAGCGAUGUACAGUGCCUUGUUACAUCGGUGUUAAGUUCAUUGAAAUGUGAAAAUUUAUUACAACCAUUAUGGCAUAGUUAUUUGUGUUUAGAACUUGAGUCAGCUGAAAUGGAUACUGAAGAGUCGAAUAUAUUCUCUUCCAUCAUUUGUCCAAACAUUACAGACAGAAAAAUGCAAAUUUUGUUAUCAGCCCGGAAUUCAACUCAGAAUCAUUCUCUAGUCAGUUGGAAUAAUUUAUAUCGACAUUUAUGUGCACCUUAUAUUAAAGAAGCUCUAUCAUACAGAACAAAGUUAUUGUGUUCUGAAAAUUAUGCCGAACGAUUUCUAGAUUCAAUAAUAAAAUAUAAAAACUGCGUACUGAAAAAAGUUCUCAUACCUAGACUAUUUUCAAGAAAAAGUGAUGUACAUGAUAUCAAUUCUGAGUUAUCGGAUGAAAUUGUAUAUAAGACAUUCUAUUUAGUUCAUAAACCUGAUAUGUUUUCAUUAGUUAUUGAAUACCCAGACUCUGUUGCUGCGCUUAUGGACCUGGGUAAAUGUUUGGAUAAUCUCCCAAUACGUCAAGAUUUGAUUACUCACCUAACCGAAGAAGUUCAACAACGAUUAUUGCAUCCAGGUGUUCAUACUGAACAAAUUUUAGCUGCUUAUAAUUACUUAGUACGGGCUUUACGUUUAAUCGAUAGUACAUUUCUGGUACAAGAUAUAGUUUGCAAACCAGUCUCGGCAUGUCUUCGGCAAAGAGAGGAUGCGGUUCGUUGUAUAGUUGAUAAAUUAAUAUCUGGCCCAGAAACCGAUGGUGAAGACGAUGAAAUUAAAGCUGAAGCAUACACUGAUACAACUACAGAACUUCAUCAAGAAUUAUUAUUACCUAAACCAUUGGAAGUUGAACCAUUGGAUGGUGGUGAAGAUAGUGAUGCUGAUGUUGUCUAUGAAGACCCACCAUUUGACUCCGAUAUACAUUCUGCUAACUCAGAUAAACAUUUUCUUUUGGAAAGUGAUUGGAAACCAGAUCCUAUUGAAGCUUUAUGUCAGCGAGGAUCUUGGCGUCGUAAAUUAGAUCUUUUAAGCAUGUUAGUUAGCAUUUAUGGAAGUAAGAAAGCAUUUUUAGUUGAAUACAAACAAUUAUUGAGUCAACGUUUAUUAAGACAGAGAAGUUUCCAUACGGCAAGAGAAUUACGAAAUUUGGAGCUGUUAAAACUUCGGUUUGGCGAACAGAAUUUACAUGAAUGUGAAGUUAUGCUUAAAGAUAUUCGAGAUUCGAAACGAAUUGCUAAUUUAGUAUCAGAAGCUACGUCAAAUAAUUCAAAAGGAAGGCAUUUAGAUCAAACAGAUAAAUUAUUAAACAGUCCUACUCUUGCUCUUGAUGAUAAUGAAAUCAUGGAAUCUGAUGAAACGCAGUUAAAAGUUGAUUGUUUGGAGAAUAAAGCAACAUCUGUCGUAUGUGUUACUGGCGCUACUACGACUCCCAUUACUACUCCCAGUAAUGAUGAUAAUUUUAUUUUGAGCAGUAAUAGUAAUAAUGCUAAGAAUAUUGCUUUUCCUUUAUCUGCUUACAUUUUAUCUAUUCAUUAUUGGCCAGAAUUGCUUGAUGAUAAAUUUAAAAUACCUGAAGAUUUUCGUCCAGUAUUUGAACACUAUGAACAAUGUUUCCAACGUCUUAAAGGCAAUAGAACACUCAAUUGGAUGCAUAAACUGGGUCUAGUGAAUAUCGAUCUUACACUUGGCAAACGUAGUGUGAAAAUUGAUGUUACACCGUUGCAAGUAUCAAUUGUUCAUCUAUUCACAAAACAACGUACUUGGUAUAUAAGAGAUUUAGCUCAAAAACUAGAAAGUCAAAUCUCCACUAUUCGAACUAGUUUAUAUAUGUUUAUUCAGUUAGGAUUUAUACGACUAUCUGAUUCACACGAUAGUAAUAACCAUAUAAAUUUUACAAGUGAAAAUCUAGAAAUCUAUGAAGUUUGUGAUGAGACAGAUACUACUAAUUCAAAUGAGAAGUUAAGUAAUUCAAAUAGUAUAAAUUAUUUAAAUGAUCCUGAGAAAAUUGAUUCAAACACUAUUGAAGCAACAAAUAAUUGGAUGUUUACAUCACAAGAUCAUUCUGAUUCACUUGUAGCUAGUGUUAGAGAACGUAAAGAAAAAGAAUUACAAGUAUUUUGGUCUUAUAUCACUGCUAUGUUAACAAACCUUGGAAGUUCGUCAUUAGAUCGAAUCCAUUCGAUGCUUAAAAUGUUCGCACUCGGUUCUACAUCCAGUUUAGGAUUUAAUAGAGAUGAACUACGCCGAUUUCUAGAUAAGAAAAUUAGAGAAGGCCAACUAAGUUAUGAUGGUGAAAUGUAUAAAUUAACAAUCCCUGAUGUGUAA
Schistosoma intercalatum is the source of this 2694-nucleotide messenger RNA. NCBI's taxonomy places the organism in Eukaryota, Metazoa, Platyhelminthes, Trematoda, Strigeidida, Schistosomatidae. The record is from the annotation of a GenBank genome assembly.